Molecule: messenger RNA, 3819 nt
Organism: Aspergillus heteromorphus CBS 117.55
Lineage: Eukaryota; Fungi; Ascomycota; Eurotiomycetes; Eurotiales; Aspergillaceae
Product: cohesin subunit IRR1
Exons: 4
Coding region: 215-3622 (1135 amino acids)
Biological process (GO): sister chromatid cohesion
Cellular component (GO): chromatin; cohesin complex; nucleus
Molecular function (GO): chromatin binding
Source: RefSeq, a predicted model, not a curated record
CCUGUCCCCCUCGCGACACUGACGCCGCUCGCCAAUUGCCUCCCCUUCCUCUGCUCCAUUUCCCUGCAGAUUCCCCCUUCCCCGCUGUGCCCGUACGCGCGCGCAAACCGGGAACCCCAAGAAUCAAUCGCGUUGACGGGUCCCCGUCCAAUCCGCCUGACUUUGGCAACAACAACCCCGCGUCCAAUGUUCUGAAGAUCUCCGACCAUCCAAUAUGGAAGCCGAGUCGCCCCUCUCGUCGCCCCAGCCGGACCCGAGCCAGAGCGAUGCGUCCCCAUCCGCAGACAGGAGGAAGUCCGGCCGCGUGACGCGCAAACCCCAGCUGUUUUCGCAGAGCUAUACCGCCGCCAACGGCGAGGCCGCCGGCGGAGCCAAACGCAAGCGCACUGCCACCGCCGAUGAUAAUGAGGAAGACGAUCAGAUAAGCGAGGACGCGUCGGAGUCCGAGAGCGCCAACGCCAGUGACGAAGACCCCGAUGAAGAAGAACUGCGGGAGAAGAGGCGUGCCGCGCGCAAGGCCGCCUCGAAGAAACAGUCCUCCGCGCCCAAACCGAAGCCCAAGUCUCGUAGUGCGAAGAAGCCCAAGGUCGCUGGCAACGGGCUGGCGAGCCGGUUGGCCUUGCGGCCCGCUGCCAAUGGGAAGAAGCCGGUCUCCCGUCCCAGGCAGAUGAAGGCGCGACUCACCAUGGCCGCUCGCGAAAGCGGUCUUUACGCGGAGGUCUUCGGCAAAGGUCGGAACGUCGAGACGGUCGCCGCGGAGUGGCUUACACAUUACCAGGAAUCCCAAUCAGAAGCUAUGUGCGAUAUGGUGAACUUCAUGCUGAAAUGCUCUGGAACCGACUUGCAAGUCAACAACGCGGAUAUUGGAGAUGUCGACAACGCACCACGCCGCGUCGAGGAUCUCCAGAAUCAGUACCAUGAGUUGGGUAUCUCCGAAUACCCUCUCAUCUCGAAGUCGAGGAAGCUGAGGGCUUUCCAGCCCGUUCUGGAGAACUUCUUCGGCACGUUGAUACAAACCCUGCAUCAUUCCUCCGUGCUAUACAACGACCCCAAUCUCUUCGAAAACAUUCAGAUCUGGAUCUCCAGUCUAUCCACCUCCCGGUGUCGGCCUUUCAGACAUACAUCCACCAUAAUUUCCCUGGCCACGAUGAAUGCUUUGUGUGACAUUGCGCGGGACGUCAACACCAUGGUCUCCACCUCUCGCAAACAGCUCGAGACCGAGAAGAAGAAGAAGUCGGUCAACAAGGGCAGAGCCGAUGCGAUCCAGACGGCUAUCGACGAGGGCCAAAACAAACUAGAGAUGAUCGAUGAUUAUCUCAAAGAUGGCAUAAACGUUGUUUUCGUCCAUCGCUACCGAGAUGUCGACCCCAACAUUCGCGCAGAGUGCAUGUCGGCCUUGGGACGCUGGAUGCGCAGUUACCGGGAGCACUUUUUUGAGGGUCAGUAUCUGCGGUACUUUGGCUGGAUCCUGGCCGAUUCCGCGCCCCAAGCACGCGCGGUUGUGGUGAACCAGCUGCGCAUUCUCUACGAAAACAAAGACAACAUGGCUGGCCUAAGGUCAUUUACGGAGCGCUUCCGCCAACGGCUGGUUGAGAUGGCAGCCCAUGAUGCCGAUGUCACAGUACGCGCCUCUGUCAUCGAUCUGCUCGAUUUCAUUCGCGAUACCGGACUGAUCGAGCCUGCCGAUGUCGAUACUGUUGGCAAACUCGUAUUCGACUCCGAACCUCGAGUCCGUAAAACGGCUGGUCGUUUCUUCGUCGCAAACGUGCAGGAUGUGUUCGACUCCACGGUUGAAGAACUAGGAGAGGAGGUCAAUGAGCUGUUCGGUGAUGAAGACGAGGACGACUUUGAGUCGCCGAAGCGCUCUUGGAUCAAGUUCAAGUGCUUGGCUGAUAUACUCCAGGCAUAUGACGACCUGGAGAACGAUACGGCCGAGGAGACCAUGGCUUCACGGGAUGCGCUUUCGGGUGCUCCCAUGGAUACGCGCUUUGUGCUCGCUACUGAGGCCAUCUACCCACACUUUGAUGACCUGUCUCACUGGCAGUCCUUGGCUGGGUACCUUCUCUAUGACCACUCCCAGAUUCCAGAGGAGCCUAGUGAGGAUGACACUGCCGGGAUGGUCAGGAAAUCGUACAAGAUGGAAGAAGGUCAGGAAGUAAUCCUGUUGGAGGUGCUGUGCUGCGCCGUCAAGCUGCGUGUUCUUGAAAUCGCCAAGUCGGACAUCGACAAGAGAGGCCGGAAAGUGAAAACGUUGACCGACAAGAUUCCGGAAUUACAGGAGGAGAUUGCACAUAGCCUGGCACAGAUUAUUCCGCAACUACUGAACAAGUACGGUUCCACACCGGAGGCUGCGUUCGCUGUUCUACGGCUCGAGCAUCUGGUCGAUCUCGAGAAGAUCGAGGAUAUCCAGAAGGAUGCGGCUGCGUACACUUCUUUGCUGAACGACAUCAAUAAGCAGUUCCUAACGCACUCCGACCAGGAUGUCUUAGCCGAGGCUAGUGUUGCUUUCCUUCAUGCGAAGAGCUCCGACGACAUGCGCGAGGCACUCGAGGGCAAAGUCCAAGAGCUGUGGGAAAACGUGGUCGAUACUCUCGCCACCUUAUCCCAGAACGAGGAAGUGGCAGACGGUAGCUCGAUAUCCCCAGCAACGCUUAACGAACUCAUCAACACAGUGAUCAGGAUUUCAAACCUGGCCAGUGUAACAGACUGCUCUCAUAUCCUGGAAAGCAUGCCCUCGGGGGCGAAGGGAAAGAGCGCAGAUCAUUCGGAGGCGCCUUUCAACACUCUGAUGCAUCUGGCGCAGCGUGGCUUGCGCGUAGAAGAGGAUGAUGAAGAUCUGGCCCGGGCAGAAACCGAGCUGGUGACUAGCAGUAUACGGACUCUGCUGUUCUACUUCAUGUGGAAGGUGCAGACGCUAACCACGGGCCUGAAUGCCGGGAAAGCGUCAUUCAACACUGCCUACUUUGAGGCUCUAACCAAAGGCCGUGAGAUGUUCAUCGCCACCCUCGUUGCUAUCAUGAAACAGCGCUCGGGCCUGGACGACAUACGCUUCUCCGCAGCCACGACCCUCUUGGAUCUGCAGACCUUGUUCGGCACUCUUCGCCAUGCUGGAAUGACCGCGAGCAACGACGACGACGUGAUCCUCCAGACCCAAAGUCUUGUCCAUGAGAUCGGACCCGAGCCCAAGAACCUCAUUUCCAAGAUCCAUGGCGUAGCAGAACGCACUUAUGCCCGGAAAAUACGUCUGCCCUUGGAGCCUGCAGAUGACGACGCGCCUUUAUCCGAUGACGAAAUCGCCAGAGCGCCCCAGGACGAGGACAACGAGUCCGAAGCCGACGAGCCCAUAGACGACGAGCGGUUACGCUCCAGCAUCGUAGCAGAACAAAAGCUAUGCGAGCUGACCGGCAAGAUCGUUCUCGCAAUCGUAGGGCGCAUCAUCGAUGCUUCAGGCGGAACUACCGCGAGGUUCUCUCCUACCUGGACGACCGCAAGCCCAAGGCCGCAGCACCUCGAGCCACCCCGUCGAAAAGUAAACAACCCGCUGCGCGGAACGCAUCCAAAGAUCAGAACGGCGCCGGCCCCAGCAAGCGAACGGGGAACCACAAGUCCGCGGAGAGAAUAGACGAGGAAGACGAUGAGGACGAGCAUGAGCAUGAGCAUGACGAGGACUCCCACGUCGAGGAGGACGAAGAGGAGGAUCUACGAGCCAAGGGUCUCCUCGAGGAGGAGAACAUCGACCAUGACCAUGACAAUGAUGAGGAAGAGGACGCUGCUCCCGAUCCAGACGAGGAUGAAGUUAUGGGUGAUUAGUUCCAUUUU